AUGUCAUCUUUCCCCUUUGGCGAUCUCCCUACGGAGACGAAGAAGAAUGUGAUCCUUAACGCCCUUCCUUCUGUCACCGCACCUCAUCGAUACUACCUAUCAAACAUUGCUCGUAUCCAUGAAUACGUUGAAGAACAGACCCUCAAGAAAAUACAGGACUCCGACCCAGUUAUCGCUUCGUUGUCGAAUCAGAUCCGAUGCCUCAAGGCCAUCAACCCCCAAGAUGGGACUGCUAUCAUGUCUAGCGUCGGUGGUGUCGAGUUUCGCCCUGACCCGAAGCACGACACCUUCAAGGCCAUGGAAAUGCGCCUUCCUGCCGUUCAUCCGUCUGCGUCCUGGAACCCUCAAGGGGUCAAGGGCUAUCAUAAAUACGCCCUGCCUUUCCAGAACGUGCUUAACGUCGCUUAUCGAACCUACCUUGCACGAGGUCAAGCACCACCCCCCGACGACGGAUUGACUAUUGCAGGUCCAUCAACUGCCCCCGCGGUAAAAGCCCCCCCCACCUACUACAAUAUACCCUUUGAGAAAGAUCUUCCGAUCUUUGCCCGCCUCCCAAAGGCCAAAAAUCUGUCUCUGAUCGUCGAGUAUGCCGGCCGUGAAUGGCAUAUUAACGGCUUCCAGAUGAAUGGGCCUGACGUUGUCGGUCGACGAUACCUUCUGAACCGCUGGGGUCUUAUUCGCUCUGGGGACCAUUCUUAUGUAGCCGAAGAAUACUUUCGCUCCCGCCGCAUUCCUGCCGACACCGGCAUCGCAUGGAACUUGCCCGGCAGAGACCGGCUCAGCGAUCCCGAGGACCUCGAGGGCGUCCCAGUCCCAAUCUCUCGCUACGGCAUACCCAACAUUGGCUUCAACGCCUAUAGUCGAGGCAACAUCUCCCUUGGCGGAAACUGGGCGGGAUUUCGGUUCUGGGUCGACAACAACAAGGUUGAGUUCAGCCCACUGUGCUGGCAAGAGGUCGAGCCGCUGAUUGGCGAGUACUAUGGUCUCGACGAGCGUGGCUACAACACCUUCACCCCCGGACUCGUCGCCAGAGUUUGGGUUAUCCGCUCGGAACAGGAUCUUGAACCAACUGAGAAACCUCACCACCACUGGAUUGAGGUUAGAGAGCCUGAGUUUGGCGAUCCGGAGUGGGUUGAGCAGAUCGCAGCGACAUGGAAGAUGACCCGCCAAAUGCUCUCUCAUGUUCGUGGCAGUGCCAUCGAGGAGGAUGAGGAGAGAAACGUCGCCGCGGAUAACUACUGUUUCCAAAUGGAGCCGUGA
Molecule: messenger RNA, 1260 nt
Organism: Fusarium odoratissimum NRRL 54006
Lineage: Eukaryota; Fungi; Ascomycota; Sordariomycetes; Hypocreales; Nectriaceae
Exons: 2
Coding region: 1-1260 (419 amino acids)
Source: RefSeq, a predicted model, not a curated record